Molecule: messenger RNA, 3743 nt
Organism: Tripterygium wilfordii
Lineage: Eukaryota; Viridiplantae; Streptophyta; Magnoliopsida; Celastrales; Celastraceae
Product: extra-large guanine nucleotide-binding protein 1-like
Exons: 8
Coding region: 733-3522 (929 amino acids)
Biological process (GO): G protein-coupled receptor signaling pathway
Molecular function (GO): guanyl nucleotide binding; G-protein beta/gamma-subunit complex binding; GTPase activity
Source: RefSeq, a predicted model, not a curated record
UGGUUGAAUUAGAGCACAGAUGCAGAGCAGCCAGUCGUAGGCCUUCUUUUUCACGUUCAAAUUCCAUGAAGUUUCCUCUCACCACGCGUUGACUUGGAAAAAAAAGAGAGAAAACUGACCACUUUUGUACUUUGACAAUGUCUUCUUCGUUUUCUCUUCGUUCUCUAUUGUUUACGAGAAGACUCAGCUCUCUCGUUUUCUUCUACUUUGCUUGUAUAACUACUCUUCUGGUUGUGGACUUUCAUUCUCCGUGUUCUCAUUCUUGGAAGAUUCCCUUCUCACUGCUCUUCCUGCCACUUCCAAUAACUAGUUUCCGGUUUCAAUCAGCUUCGUUUUCUCUUCUUCUUCUCCUUUCCUUUUCCUUUCCGUGUGUUGGGGGAAAAAGAUUGGAGGAAUUUUGUUGGGUUUUGGAGCUUCGUCCUUGCUAUAUUUUGAGAAAGGGACGGUUUUUAAGCUCAUUUUGACGGCUUUUAGAUUCACGGGUUGUUGUAACAAUUGGUUCUGCUUCAUGGUUUUUUGAUAUACGCUGUUUUGCUUCAUGGGUUUGUGAUACUAAUGGUUCUGCUUCACUAUUUGAUCAGGUAAUGGAUGUGUAUCUUGGUUUUCUGAUAGCAAGGGUUUAGCUUCAUGUGCUGUUGAUAGAGUUGCUUUUGCUAAUUGGUUAUGGGAAUAGCUAUGAUUCAAGGAUUGUUAUGAUAGUUGUUUUGUAUAGACUUUAAAUUGAAGAGCCAGAUGGCCCAGCUUUUGAGAAAAUUUUUGCCUAUUGGCAAAUCAAUUCCCAAAGAAGAAGAAGAAGAUGAUGACUAUGGUAACAUAGAGUAUUCAAUUGCUGUUGAGUACCUUGGCCCUCCAGUCACUUAUGAUAUCCCCCAAGCUUUCCCAAUCAAUGUUGAGAGAAUCCCAAUUGCCGCACCUGUUGUCUCAGCUUCUUUGUUGGAUGACUUAUCAUUGCCAGUUAUCCAACCUAUUGUAAAAUCUAAACCAACAACCAAGAAACCGUCACAGGAGCCAAAGUUUUGCUCUGAGGCUACUGUUUCCCCCAUCAUAACAGAAGUUUUGACUAGAAAUGGUGUACUCCAUGAGCCAUCAGUUGAAAUAGAUAGUUCAGAUGCAUUGGAUACAGCAAAUAGUGGAGAUCAUCUGCCGGAGUUAUCUAAUGAAAAAGGAAAUCCUGUUGGAUUGGGGUUUUGCAAUUGUGAUGAUAAUCUGCGAGAAGCGUGUGGAAGCUCCCACCUAGUAGAAUCACAAAAUGGUUGCACAGAAGAUGAUGGUGGAUUUCAAGACUACAUGAAUCCCAACAAUCGUGAACCCACAGAAUCGGUUUUAAGUUCUCAUUCUGCUUCAUCUGAGAUUUUUUCUUUAAAAGAGGAGGAUUGUGAUAAUGAAACUGUUAACCCUCCUGGCCAUUUCAAGAGACCUUCAACUGUGACUUUCCGGGAUCCUGAGUUCAGUGAUUUAUCUCAUGAAGAAUCUCAUAAUUCUGUGACUGAAAACAUUGAUAUGAUAUGUGAGGUAGAAAGGAUUGGAAAGAAAGGAACAUGCUAUCGGUGCUUCAAAGGAAACCGGCUUACGGAAAAAGAGAUUUGCAUUGUAUGCGGCGCAAAGUAUUGCUUCAAUUGUGUGCUGAGAGCAAUGGGGUCUAUGCCAGAAGGAAGAAAAUGUAUUACUUGCAUUGGGAAAAGAAUUAAUGAGAAAAAUCGAAGGAUCCUAGGGAAAUGGUCUUGGAUGCUCAAGCGUCUUCUUACUGAGAUGGAAGUCAAACAGAGAAUGAAAUCUGAGAGAUUUUGUGAAGUAAAUCAGCUACCAGCAGAGAUUGUUAAUGUGAAUGAUGAGCCACUUAGUCAGGGAGGGUUGGUUCUAUUGCAGACCUGCCCUAACCCACCAAAACAGCUAAAACCAGGAUCCUAUUGGUAUGACAAAGUAUCUGGCUUUUGGGGAAAGGUAGGAGAGAAACCUUGCCAGAUUAUUAGCUCCCAGCUGAAUGUUGGUGGUCACAUGAAGAAUAACUGUAGCAAUGGGGACACAAACAUAUACAUAAACAAUCGGGAGAUAACUAAACCAGAGUUUUGGAUGUUGAAGGCGGCAAGAGUGCAAUUUGAAGGAACAAAUUCCUUUUGGUUGAAUGAUGAUGGGACCUACCAGGAGGAGGGGAUGAAUAAUGUAAAGGGCCGAAUAUGGGGCAAGACUAUAGUAAACAUAGUCUGUGCGGCCUUGUCUUUACCAAUUCCUCCAAGCUCUGGAAAUCCCGGCAGAAAAAAUGUUGAUGUUAUCCAAAACUGCCUUGAGCAGAAAAUCCAUGGGAAGUUUCUUCUGGUUGGUUAUAGAAAAUCUGGCACAAGUACCAUAUUUAAACAGGCCAGACUUCUGCACAAGGCUCCUUUUACUGAGGAUGAGCGUCAAAAUUUUAAAUUUAUGAUUCAAAGGAAUUUGUACAGCUAUAUUGGCAUAUUGCUAGAGGGGCGAGAACGAUUUGAGGAAGAAAGUUUGAUUGGAAGGAGAAAAAGACAAUCCGUUAAUCAAUGCGGUCCUUCAGAUGGCACGGACCAGAGGGAAGAUAAUACAAUUUAUUCAAUUGGCCAAAAACUGAAAGCUUUUGCAGAUUGGCUUCUCAAUGUUAUGGCGUCUGGUAAUUUAGAAGACAUAUUUCCAGAAGCUACUCGCAAAUAUGCUCCAUUUGUUGAGGAGUUGUGGAAGGAUACAGCUUUUCAAGCCACAUACAACCGGAGGGAUGAAUUGGAAAUGCUAUCCAGAGUUGCUACUUAUUUCCUAGAGAGGGCUGUGGAGAUUUCAAGGCCAGACUAUGAGCCCUCUGAUUUGGACAUCUUGUAUGCCGAGGGAACCGCCUCAUCAAAAGGGAUUCCUUGCUUGGAAUUCGAGCUCCUCAAUUCGGCACAGACGGAGCUUGCUGCUACUGCUCUUUUUCAUGAUUCAAUAAUGAGGUACCAACUCAUUAGGGUGCAUCCAAGAAACCUUGGAGAAAACUGUAAGUGGUUGGAGAUGUUCGAAGACAUUGACGUUGUCUUGUUUUGUGUGUCCUUGACGGACUACGAUAAAUUUUUCGAGGACAGUAAUGGAGUUACUGUAAACAAGAUGUUGGCAAGCAAGCAGCUGCUGGAAAGCAUAGUCACUCAUCCAACCUUUGAGGGGAAAGACUACUUGUUAAUACUUAACAAGUUUGACCUGCUCGAAGAAAUGAUUGAUCAAGUUCCGCUCACUCAAUGUGAAUGGUUUCACGACUUCAAUCCAGUGAUUAGCCAGAAUCAGAACAGCAGCAAUAGUAGAUAUAGCAACCCUUCGUUGGCUCACCGUGCUGCCCAAUAUAUUGGCGUUAAAUUCAAGAGAUUCUUCCAUUCUCUCACUGGCCGUAAGUUGUAUGUUUCGCUGGUUUCUGGGAUGAAGCCUGAUAAUGUUGAUGAAGCUCUUAAAUAUGCAAGGGAAAUUUUGGUAUGGAAUGAAGUGGAACCCAGUUACACCAUGAAUGAAACUUCUGUAACCAGCAUCGAGCAGAGUACAACCUCGUGAUUUCGUUCGUUCGUUGAAAAUGAAUCAAAUGCGGGAUGGGAAGGAAGGGAAAUUAAGGUCUGCUACUUUGCUUCCAUUAACUAAUGUUGUUCAUAUAUAUAUAUAUAUUUUGUAUAGUGUAGAUGCUCAGAAAAAUAAUCCAUAGGAGAAGAGGCAAAAACUGAAAAUGAAGGUCCAUUUGGCAUUGCAGAAUAGCAAUUGUUCAAUCACCAUCAUCAUUA